UGCUCAUGCGCGAGAAACAAGUAGAAUGCCAGCUAUCAACUCCUUGCACCAUCGGUGGACAUUACACAAAAUGUGUUAGCUACUUAGUAAGAAAUUAUUUAUUAUUAAUAAAUGUAAAUCACUAACAACGGUGUAAGUUGUGCUUCUAAUCAGUACGGCUUUCACUGACUUUUCUCUUAUGGCACACUCGAUGUGGUAAACAAAGUCUUCGUUAACCAAGACAGUCGCCAUCACAUCCACCCAGCACUGAGUCGACCCUCUUGACUCUUAACUACUCAGUCAUGGACAAAGGUUUGGUACCAGGCAGGACCAGUUCGGUCUCAGAGGAGAUGGAGGGGAUAUGUGUGAUGCCAGAUAUGAGUGGCAUCAAGUCGGAGCACCCGGGUGGAAGUGCGGACAACACAGGUGCACAGAACGUGGCCAUGGGGAUCAAGUUCAUUCUGCCCAACCGCUUCGAUAUGAACGUAUGCUCAAGAUUCGUCAAGUCACUCAACGAAGAGGACAGCAAAAACAUACAGGACCAGGUCAACUCCGAUUUGGAGGUGGCUUCUGUUUUAUUUAAAGCCGAGUGUAAUAUUCAGACGUCACCCUCACCGGGGAUACAAGUACGUCAUGUUUAUACCCCGUCCACCACCAAACACUUCUCUCCCAUCAAACAGUCGACAACACUCACCAACAAGCACCGUGGUAACGAAGUGUCCUCCACUCCUCUUCUCGUCCACUCUCUGUCCAUUCACCAGCUAGCAGCACAGGGUGAAAUGGUUUUCCUAGCCAGCAGGAUUGAACAAGAGACUGUGAUUAACCUGCAGGAUGAGGAAGGCUUCACCCCCCUGAUGUGGGCUGCAGCACAUGGACAGAUUGCAGUCGUAGAAUUCCUGCUUCAGAAUGGAGCGGACCCCAACCUGUUGGCUAAAGGCAGAGAGAGUGCUCUGUCUCUGGCAUGCAGUAAGGGAUAUACAGACAUCGUGAAGAUGCUCAUCGAUUGUGGGGUGGAUGUCAAUGAAUAUGACUGGAACGGCGGGACUCCCGUGCUCUACGCUGUCCAUGGGAACCAUGUACCCUGUGUGGAAAUCCUCCUGGAAAGUGGAGCCGACCCCACCAUUGAGUCCGACUCUGGCUUCAACGCUAUGGAUAUGGCUGUGGCAAUGGGCCAUAGGAAUGUUCAACAGGUGAUGGAGGCCCAUCUACUGAAGCUGCUGAUGGGGAUGCGAGAGUGACCAGAGCCCAGGGAAAAGCCACUAACCUGGGGACAUGAGGAAUUGAGGGAUUGCCUGGGAAUGGAAAUGCAGUAUACAGCAGAUGCCAUAGCGAAGAAAGAAAUGUCUGAGGACAAUCGUGAAGCACGUCUGAGGCUCAUGUGUGAAACGUUUAGGAAGCAUGUGUGUGAGUAUUUAGGCACCCCAUGUAUCCGUUUUGGGUAGACAUCCUAUUGAGUUUUGUAACAAACCAUGUAAGAAACUAGUGCAUAAACCCAAACCAUUCCUUAAUAAUGGGGGAUGUUGAAAGUUGAGUUAAUUGCACACGUCAUUUGAGAAUUCUGCCCCUCAUGAAAAGGGUAUUGGCAUGAGAGUAAAACAGCCUAGUGGGUCAACUGCCGCAACGACUAAGAGCAUAGACUUCUAUGCUGUUUUGGUGCCCUAGCUCCCACGUAACAGCAUUCAGCGAACCUGUGCACAUACUGUGUGUGACGGAACAAAGGCUUGCAUCUCAAUAUCUGCAGUGCUGCUCGUGGCAACGUCAUUUCGCGGGCUACUUUUAACAAGUUGUGGUGAAAUUAAGUACAUCAAAUAAUAAAUAUUAAUAAAAUUGGUCCCAUGUUAAGAGAUAAAAAAAAAAAAAAAAAUCCACAGCCACAAAAAGCUUCUCAAAUUUUGUCCAGAAAAAAUAAACACGCACACUGCUCUUGGUAGCAUCACUGCUCUUUAUUAAGCUUUACGUAUCAGCCUCAGAGCUUUUUCAAAUAUAUGUAAAGCUUAAUAAAAGAGCAGUGUUGCGGGGAGGGGGACUGCUGUAGGUAGGUUGUAGUUUAAUGUAUAUUUGUGUUUAUCUGCCCGACUUCAUUGGAAGAUAUGGUUGAAAUGCCAUCCUAGGGUACAUUAGUUUAGUAGAAUGUUCCUUCAGAUUUUUGCUAGUGCUGCUUUAUUGUAAAAAACACCUUGUAAACCAUCUUCACCAAAUUCUCAUUUAUUCAAAGUAAACGCUGUGCACGUCGGUGCAAGUGUAAAUGGCCUUUAAGUCACAUUGUUGGCAGUCCGGCGCACUACUUAGUUGUCCAUGGGGUGCAAUUUAAAAAAAUGUUUAAGUAAUCAGAGAAAAUAUAAAUUGACAAUAGCAAAAUGUUUAUUCCAGAUAUAGUUUCAGCCAGACUGCAAAGAAAUCAGGUUCAGUAACAUGGAAGAAACAGCUGAAGAGAAUAUGAAGAGCACGAACCACAGAACCCGUACAAUCUCUCACUGACUCAAACUGGACACGGACACCACAGUGCACAAAAAAGUAUGAGUCGGGUGGCAAGAAAUAAAAAAUUAAAUAAAAAAAAUAACACCUAGUGCCCUUAUCCAACCCAGUCAAGUCCUGUUGAGACUCCUGAAGGUCUUUUUUUCUUUAGUUUGCCUCAUCCUUGGAAGCCUCAUCGAAAUUCUCCACCAGAUCUAAAAACAACAAGAGCCAACGGUGGGUAAGUGACGUGUCAGUAAGGUUAAACAGGCCUAAAUACAAACAUACAUGCCUCUUUCUACUAAUCUCAGACCACUUAAGAAAAAAAGA
Molecule: messenger RNA, 2763 nt
Organism: Oncorhynchus keta (chum salmon)
Lineage: Eukaryota; Metazoa; Chordata; Actinopteri; Salmoniformes; Salmonidae
Product: ankyrin repeat family A protein 2-like
Exons: 9
Coding region: 282-1217 (311 amino acids)
Biological process (GO): regulation of gene expression
Cellular component (GO): nucleus
Molecular function (GO): protein binding
Source: RefSeq, a predicted model, not a curated record